UCGCUCCAAACCACCACCGAAGAAAAUGACGCAGCGCACUUGACAUGCGUGUUUUUAGCUUGUUAGCUAGAGAGCUAAAUUUCUAAACGCUUAUUAACUGCCCCUCGCUUUCAAAAUUAAACAUUUCAUUUGGAUAUAAAAGUGUAUAAAGGUCCCGAAUCAAGAAAAAAGAAGACGACAAAAGCAGAGCAGUCAUGCAGAUCACACUGAAGACUUUGCAGCAGCAGACCAUUCAAAUAGACAUCGACGAUGACCAGACGGUGAAGGCACUGAAAGAGAAGAUUGAGGCUGAGAAGGGCCGAGACAGUUUUCCCGUAGCAGGACAGAAGCUCAUCUAUGCCGGGAAAAUCCUGCAAGAUGACACGCCCAUCAAGGAAUACAAAAUUGAUGAGAAGAACUUUGUGGUAGUGAUGGUGUCAAAGACAAAAACAGCAGGACCCCCUGCCCCACCCUCAGAACCACCCAAAUCUGUCGCUGCACCUUCCUCUUCCUCUUCCUCCUCCUCUCCUCCUCCUCCUCCUCCUCCGGCCCCUGCAGCCAUCCCCAUCCCCAGUGACGAGCGUUUAGACGACCCGCCUGCAACUGUCUCGCCUACACAGAGCCCCGACGAUCGUACAGGUCAGGUGGCUGAUGGGGAAGAUGCAUCUUCAACAUUAGUGACAGGUCAAGAGUACGACGCCAUGCUCACAAACAUCAUGUCUAUGGGCUAUGAGAGAGAUAAAGUGGUGGCUGCGCUUAAGGCCAGUUAUAACAACCCUCACCGUGCUGUGGAGUAUCUGCUCAAUGGGAUCCCUACUGUCCCAGUGCAGGAGACCCGUCCCGCUCCAGCCCAGCUGCCCACAGACACACAGCCCACUGAAGGCGAGAACCCUCUGGAGUUCCUGCGCUCUCAGCCGCAGUUCCAGAGCAUGAGGCAGGUGAUCCAGCAGAACCCGUCCUUACUGCCGGCCCUCCUGCAGCAGCUGGGCCAGGAGAACCCCGAACUACUGCAGCAAAUAAGCCAACAUCAGGAGCUCUUCAUCCAGAUGUUGAACGCGCCGGUGGACGAGGGCGAAGCCGGAGAGGGGGCGGAGUUUGGAGAUCUGGGUGCUAUCGGUGACGAGGCAGCGCCCGGGAGUUACAUCCAAGUGACGCAACAGGAGAAAGAAGCCAUCGAGAGGUUAAAAGCUCUGGGGUUUUCAGAAGCUCUGGUGGUCCAGGCGUACUUCGCCUGCGAGAAGAACGAGAACCUGGCCGCCAACUUCCUGCUCAAUCAGAAUUUCGAGGACGAAUGAGAGUCGUGGAGAGCCCGCGUGCCCCUUCCCCCGCCACCACACAAGCACUGCAUUUCUUUGCGUUUACAAGUCAAGGGGAGACUGGCAGACUGGCUGGGGAUGGGGCGGAUGCAAUCACACGGUGAACAAAUUCCAAUGGAAUUGAUGGCAUUUGGGUUGAAUGCACUCUAGCAUGUUGAAGGGGUGUGUAUGCGUGUUCCCUUAGGGAAUAUUUGACUAAAUCAGCAUCAAUUGAAAGUAAACGCUCUCAUAGUAGUAUUAUGGGCUCUGAGGAGGUUAGAGAUAGGCAUAUGCAUUUGCUUGUUUGUUUUUAGUCGGAAAAAAAGGACUAAUAAUAUGUCUAAUGGAGGAUUUUAUAUAUUUCUCUAAAUUCCAGAGCUAUUUCUGUAUUUCUCCCAGCACACACCUCUGAUGAAUGUGAUAACAUCAUUAAAAUAUAUGAAACAAGUAGAGCAACCGAUAGCAUUUCAAUAACAUUCUCAGCAACACAAGUGACCUGAAUUGAUGCUGUUUUGUAAAUGAAUCCAUAUCGUGUGGAAUAUCAUAAUCUGAGUGAUUAAUGUACACGUAUGGAGGAUGUCAUGAAAUACAAGACUGUCCUAAUACAAAAUUUGUUUGUCUUAUUUAAAGUCAACAUGAAAUGAGUUGCAAACUCUUUUACUGAUGCAUUUGCAAGUUACUACAAAAAUGUAAAAUGGGUCUCAGGAUAAACAAGCUGAAAAAUUAGGGAUUUGUUCCUCGUCUGACAUUUCAAGGUAUUUUGAUGAAAGAUUGCACUUUUUUUUAAUUUUUUUUUUUUAUUUAAAAUACCAUACAUUUACAAAUCUUGCAUAAGACCAAGAAUGUGAUUUAAGAAUGUAAAUCAAGUCAAUUUCAUGUUGACUUUAAAAGCUUCUUAUUUAAACUUAAAUGUCACGAGUAUAAAUAAGGAUCAUUUUCCAUAGACGUUAGAUCUGCUUAUAUUUUCUUGUAUAACAUGAGAGGACCAACCUGUACCUUUAUACAGCAACAAAGGUUUUUUAGCACGCUAAAGCUCGCUGCAUUUCAGAAGCAAAAAGCAUAGACCUGUUCCAGCACGAAGAUACUUUGCGCUGCCAGAUUUUUAAGUCCUGUCAAAAAGAGAUUUUCUUGAAGCACAUCAGUGUAAAGCUGACAGUGGGUUUUUUUGUUCAUGUAUUUGAAGUCAAGUCUUGUAACGUUCACCUCUUACAGCAGGAUCAGCAGACGGAAAGAGCCUUCGGCUGCAAUUCACCAUUGUAUUCGAUCACAGUGCAGAAAUGCUCCUUUAUAAUGUAGUAGCCAAACUGCCAGACAACACUUUUGUUUACUUAUCAGCAGGCCUACAUGAAAUCUGACUCUGAGAAUGGCUUUAAAAAUGGUAAAAUUUGUUCAGUGCAACAGAGUAUUAUGCUUUUAUUGCAGAUUCCAUGUGGGCCUGUUUAUUAGUAAUUGAUAGUUUGAUUUACUAUACCUUUAACUCUUUUGGGAUCAAUAAAAUCUUAUUGCAAAGAACA
This is a messenger RNA of Ctenopharyngodon idella (grass carp), 2788 nucleotides long. It is a transcript of the gene rad23aa, whose product is annotated as RAD23 homolog A, nucleotide excision repair protein a. The record is from RefSeq and is a predicted model, not a curated record. NCBI's taxonomy places the organism in Eukaryota, Metazoa, Chordata, Actinopteri, Cypriniformes, Xenocyprididae. The transcript has 9 exons. Gene Ontology annotation, biological process: nucleotide-excision repair; proteasome-mediated ubiquitin-dependent protein catabolic process. The coding region runs from base 195 to 1274 and encodes 359 amino acids. Gene Ontology annotation, cellular component: cytosol; nucleoplasm. Gene Ontology annotation, molecular function: ubiquitin binding; polyubiquitin modification-dependent protein binding; damaged DNA binding.